AUGACUCGUGGACUCAACGAGGUGAGCUCUUCGACGACUACGAGCACUCAGGCUUCGACUACUACGAGCACUCCGACUCAGGCUUCGACUACUACGAGCACUACGACUCAGGCUUCGACUACUACGAGCUUCGACUACUACGAGCACUACGAGCACUCAGGCUUCGACGACUACGAGCACUCAGGCUUCGACUACUACGAGCACUACGACUCAGGCUUCGACGACUACGAGCACUCAGGCUUCGACUACUACGAGCACUCAGGCUUCGACUACUACGAGCACUACGACUCGGGCUUCAACCACUACGAGCACUCAGGCUUCGACUACUACGAGCACUACGACUCAGGCUUCAACUACUACGAGCACUACGACUCAGGCUUCAACUACUACGAGCACUCAGGCUUCGACUACUACGAGCUCUACGACUCGGGCUUCGACUACUACGAGCUCUACGACUCAGGCUUCGACUACUACGAGCACUACGACUCAGGCUUCGACUACUACGAGCACCACGACUCAGGCUUCGACUACUACGAGCACUACGACUCAGGCUUCGACUACUACGAGUACUACGACUCAGGUUUCGACUACUACGAGCACUACGACUCAGGCUUCGGCUACUACGAGCACUCAGGCUUCGACUACUACGAGCACUACGACUCAGGCUUCGACUACUACGAGCACCACGACUAA
Molecule: messenger RNA, 693 nt
Organism: Perkinsus marinus ATCC 50983
Lineage: Eukaryota; Perkinsozoa; Perkinsida; Perkinsidae
Product: Myosin-15, putative
Exons: 2
Coding region: 1-693 (230 amino acids)
Source: RefSeq, a predicted model, not a curated record